UUUCAAAAUCAAGCACACCAUGGUAACGUUUUCUUGUUGAUUGGUAAAUCGUAAACUUCAAUUGAAGAUAUGAAGAACCUGGAACAAUGUCGUUGAAACAUAUUACAAACGUUAAAACCAAUUGGAUCAAAGUCCACGAUGUCCACACGGCCUGUUUCGUGGGGAAGGAAGCGAUCGCUAUCGGAACCGGCUGCCACAUCCUGCUGGUCAACGUCAAUACCCAGGUGGAAAGCUUUUAUCGUGCGACCGAUCGGGCUAGCGGUGAGGGCGUGUCCUGCUUGAAUGGACACAAGAGUUUCAACAUUUACGCAUUCGCCGAAAGUUGUCCCCAGCCGAGGAUAUUCAUCGUGGCCUAUCCGGACAACUCGGUGCUGUUUGUUUUGGAAGGAGAUGAUAAAACGCUCAGCUAUAUCUCGCUAUGCUUUUCGGAGAGUGAGUACCUCGUGGCGCUGACCGGUUUACCGGAUUACUGCAUCGAAGUGUACGUUUGGAGAAACAAGGAAUUGCUAAUAAGACGCAAAACGGAAAUGCAAACCGAUAAACAGUCAAUCUUGUGCAGUCCAGCAUCUAUGCUGACGGUUUGUCAGCUAGCCUACAGUCAAGCCCAGAUAACACUGUGGGAAGUGCACGGUAAUGUGCGUUUGUGCCGAUUGAUUGAAAAGCCGUUGAAACUUCGCUUCGCGAAGGAGGAAACACCCUUGGACGGAACAUUUCUAAUUGAUGGCACAUUAAUGGUCAUUAACCGUCUCGGAAGUGUGUAUAGUUUUUCAGCUACAUCCGGCCAAGCCAAUCAGAUUAUUAAACCAGCCGACGAACCAGGCCCGUUUCUUCCGCGGCUAUUCUACUGCAAAGGUGGGCUGUUCCUCAGCGACACGGAUGGCAGUAUUAGCUUCCAUAAACGCCAGAAGGGCGUCUGGAAUCAGCUGUGGAACAUGCGGGCACCGGAAACAUUCUCCCUGCUAUUGUAUUACUCUGCCAGUGAUGGUUUGUAUGGAACGACUGUCGAAGGCCGGCUUGUACGAACUGUGGUUGAUAAUGAUGCUCGAAAUGUUGAAUUUGUCACGAUUAAAGCCCUCGAUUGCCAGCUGACAAAUUUCGUUCCGGUAAAUCCUUUGGUAGAGUAUCUUGUGGCAAUGAAUUUCUUCGAUGAAUUGAUGGUGAUUGAAGUUAAGACUGGAGCAAGACUAGUCUCGCACUCCGUUGACCAGAUGAGUUGUAUUAAAGAAAAUACUGCACUUCCUUUCGUCGCUGUUGGAACGCAUACUGGAAUUGUUCAUUUGUUGUCCGUGUACAAUCCAACGGAAUUAAAACCCUUAACCGAGUUUCAUCUAAGUCACGCAUCAAUCUCAAACAUACAAUUUUCGGAAGAUGGUGGAUACAUGGCUGUUUUCGACGUCGAUGGGAACAUUUUCUUUAUUAAAGGACUUCCUGGAAGCUCAAUGGACAUAAUUCACCAUUUUGAAACAACAGCAAAUCUCAUAUCACCAUUAUUCCACGUGUGUGAAGAGUACAUGCAGAUCGUAAGCCUCGUUCAAGAAGAUCAAUCAAAUAUUGUUCAAAAAACAAUCAUGCAGUUGACCAUUUCAUUGGCCGAUGGUAGCCGCCAAGUUAAUUCAUGCAUAUCUCUUCAUCAAUACACACAACUAGAAAAGAAACCUUCAUGCCAUUCAAAGUUUUAUGCCAUCAGAAAGCUGUCGAGUGAAAUUGAUGUUCUAGAACUGAACAAUGGCAGUGACAAUAAACUAACUGCAAAGAUUUGCUCGACAAUCAAAGUGAAACACCAGGUGCACAACUUUAAAAUCAGCGUAGAUCAGUUCCAUAUGACCACGUGGAGCAUCGACGGCCUCGUGACCAUCUACGAAACAAGGUCUGAUAAACUGUUGGCGUACUUUAUCGCGCACGAUCGCAACAAAAUGGGCGCCAAACUCAUGCGAUGUGAUCUGAUGCAUCAGUACAUCUUCUCACUGGGACACAAUAAUUCCUUGGUUUGCUUCAAAAUGCAUCGGAGUUCCACCAACGCUCAACGUUACACUGAACUCAAGCUCAGUCUAGAGACGGAUGACGUGGCAUCAAUUUUCAUGAAUCCCACAAAAGGCUUCACUCCGAAAGGGUUUACCUUCACCCGGUGGAUAGAUAUGGAGAAGAUCAGCCGGCUCGAGAGUGAAAAGUUGGACUGUGAACCCGUCAAACUGGAGAUCACCAAAGACUUCAAAGUGGUACGGACCAUGCUGAGGGAUCUGCUGGAUGCUAACGAGAUUGCAACCGAGGAGGAACAGUUGCCCAUUCAAGCUUUCAACCUAAAUGCCACAGUUACGGAACAUCUUAAAGAAAUGGCGAAACAAGAUCGUGAAGCUGAACAUCAACGACUUCUUGAUUACAUAGUCAUGCAGGAGGCUAUCAAUGAAAAAAUCAUUCAAUACUGCUGGAACACCAUGGAUCGUAAACCUUUAAAAGUCAGAUCAUUCUUCACGAAGUUGGCGGUGGAAAACUACGCUUCCCUUCCAAACGAACGAGAUGAUCAGUUUAUGCAGAGAAUGACCGUUUAUCGCGAAACCGAACUCAUGGCCAGCCACGACGCUUUACUGCCGUGGAAGCCAACGCCUACUUACCAACUGGAAUCAAUUUUAAAUCGUGAUCCGGACUAUGGUAACGUGAUCGAUGUCCUAUCUCGUGCUGCAACGAAAAAGUAUUACACGCUCAACGGAACUACAACGCAUCUUUACAUGGAGCCCAUUUCGUUACGUUUCGAACAACUAGAGGUUGUAACUUUUCAGCAACUGUAUUUCGAACAAGUUUACGGAAAUGUGGAAAUGAUGAGGUUACGUGAUUUGUUCAAUAAAAAGUUUGACGCUUUAAAAGCGAUGAAAGACGCAGAAAUGGCCGUUGUUCUGAAGCGAAACAACAGACUACGAGUUAUACAAAGUGAACUGUCGAUAAUAUCGAAGUUGCUUGGAACUCGUGAUUUUGAAAAGGAAUUAAUUUCGGACCCAUGCCUCAAACCUGAUGAACAUCCCGAAUCUACGCUCAAAACCGAAAACCAUGAAAUAUCCGUUACACCGUACUUAACGCCCAGCAUGGAAAACUUGUUGGCCCAGCAAAAGGCCGAGAGAGAACAACGGCAACGGGAGCUGAUGGCAGAUGACUUCAAGGAUCGCGCUCUCAUGAUGAUGAUGGAUGGAGUUUUGGAGCAUCGAUGGGAGGAUGAAAUCAAGAAAACUCCUCCCAUUCCGCACUGCUUGGAAACCGGAAAGGAUCCACAAUAUUUCAAUGAAACCGACAUUCGUGAGGUAAAAGACUACGAAGAGCAGAUUGAACUUCUCCAUAAUGAACGAACACGCUACAAGAAGAUGCUUGAAUCGGAAAGGCUUGAAAUCGCCGAAAACUUGGAAGAUCAAAUUCAAAAGUUUAACACGACCGUUGGACAGUGUUUGCUGGAUAAAAUACGCAUAGAGAGUGCCAUUCGCGAGGAAGAGAUCCGUAUUAUAAGGAACACUUUUUACAAUCACCAGCGAUUGAUUUACGACAACGAUGCGAAACUCUUGAGGGAUUCUAUCAAUGAAGUUAAUAAGUGUAUUGAUGAGCUAACAGAAAUUACCAGUGAACUGCAGGAUAAAGUGAACGAUUACAAGAACAAUUACGAGACACUGAAUACAAAAGACAAGCUGCUUGAUAAGCAAUUUAAGAUCAACUUUUCCGAUACAGCACAAUCUGCAAUCGUGGACCACGCGUAUAAAAUUUUCAAGCGACGCCCGAAAGCCCAACUGAGGGCCGUGGUCACUGUUUCGAUCUUUCAGGAUCUGGCAAAACGUAUCACCGCCAAGAAAAUGAAUCAGCAGAGUAACAUUCUGCUGCCACCGGAAUGUAACGAAUUUCUGGCCUCCUGUGAUGGUUUGGAUCAAAUGUCCAACUGUCCCGCCGGCAUGGACAACAACAUGUGGCAAACGCUGUGCAAAAUGCGGCGCAUUAAGCUGGAGAGCGAAUUCAGGUUAAAAAGCUGCGAAAUACAGUUGGCUGAUUCGGAAGCCGCUUUGAACGCUUUCCAGAAGGAAGUUUCAUUGAAGAAAAAUUCGCUUUCUGCGCUCGAGAACAAACUGCAAGAUCUGCUAAAUGAAAAGUUCAACGACUCCACCAACCGUACUGUGCAGAUCAUAAUGAAACGCGGCUUGAUUGAGGUUCCCAUGUCCGGCAAAACGGUCGACUUCGACAGUUGCAUUCUGAUCCACCGGACCGAUGUGGACGAUAUCAACGUGAUCAUAAAGCGCGCUGGCGCCAAAAAGCUCAAAGCCAUGGUCAACGCUGCCCAGUUUCGGCGGAAGAUUAUCGCCCAGGAGUGGGACCACAAAGCGCUGCGACUAAAAAUACGCGACCUGAGGGAUCAGAUAAAGAUGAUCGAGAAGUGCAAGAUCACGAAGGAAGUCCAAGACUGGUUGAAGCGCAAGUCCAUGGGAACGAUGGAAGAUCUAGGACAGUUGGCCCUUGAAAGAGAAAUUGAAAAUACCAUUUACACCGAGGAGAAGAUGCUAAUUGAAAUCAAAAAAUCUGUCGAAGAUCUAGAAUCGAGGAUUGCCAACAAGAGAAAAGAAAACAAAACGUUGGACAAGCAAACUCAAGAACUGAACGUUGAUGUCACGGAGCAACAUCUGCAAAAGGAUACCGAACUGGAAGAAUCGGAUAAAAAGGACGCGGAGAUUAGAAUGGGCGCAAUCGUUGACCGGGCUAGGCUAGUUCGGCUAGUUCAGACUCAACACUCGCAAAUUUUGGAGUUGGGAACCAUGCUGGAAUUGCAACGUCUUAAAACAUACCCAACCCUCACUGCUCCACCCGUGCUCGUUGAGAUUAAUGCACGCCAUGCAAAGACGUAGAUUUACUAUCGCUUUUUGAUUUGUGGUUUCUUCAUGAACAAUUUCGGGUGAAAUAAACUUAACCAUCCACAGUUCUUUCAUAUAUUUACACAUUCAAUCAACCUCGAUGGCACAUCUCACAUAGAA
This is a messenger RNA of Culex pipiens pallens (northern house mosquito), 4988 nucleotides long. RefSeq names its product cilia- and flagella-associated protein 43. The transcript is spliced from 12 exons. Gene Ontology annotation, biological process: cilium assembly. Bases 87 to 4862 code for a protein of 1591 amino acids. Gene Ontology annotation, molecular function: protein binding. The record is from RefSeq and is a predicted model, not a curated record. Gene Ontology annotation, cellular component: axoneme. Lineage: Eukaryota; Metazoa; Arthropoda; Insecta; Diptera; Culicidae.